UCUCGGAUGCCGCUCCUCGUCCUUUUAGGGUUAGGGUUUCGUCCUCAAUUUCUCGUUCAUUUCUUUCUUUUUGGAUCAUGGAGAUGGAGCUUUUAGCUGAGUAUCCUCACGCUCACAUGGAUCGGCGCCCCCGAAAGAGGGCCAGGUUAGGCUGGGACGUUCCUGAGGCUCCUAAGGCUCAAGUAGGAAUGUUUUGUGGGCAAGAAGUUGGAGAUGUGACAAGCUUUGUAUCAUCGGGGGCACCUUCGGACCUUACUUGUUCUCCUUUAUAUGCUAAGGAAGUGGCUCGAAAUGCUUCCCCUCCUUGGAGAGAAGAUGAUAAAGAUGGCCAUUACAUGUUUGCGCUUGGAGAAAAUUUAACUUCACGCUACAAGAUUCACAGCAAGAUGGGUGAAGGUACUUUUGGCCAAGUUUUGGAAUGCUGGGACAGGGAACGAAGAGAGAUGGUGGCGAUUAAAAUUGUCCGUGGCAUUAAGAAGUAUCGUGAAGCUGCUAUGAUAGAGAUUGAUAUGCUUCAACAGCUUGGGAAGCACGAUAAAAAUGGCGCUCGUUGUGUGCAAAUACGGAACUGGUUUGACUAUCGUAACCAUAUCUGUAUUGUCUUUGAGAAGCUUGGACCAAGUUUAUACGAUUUUCUACGCAAAAACAAUUAUCGACCAUUUCCCAUUGAUCUAGUUCGCGAGCUUGGAAGACAACUGUUGGAAUGUGUUGCAUUUAUGCAUGAUUUGCGACUUAUUCAUACUGAUUUGAAGCCUGAGAACAUACUUCUGGUUUCUUCAGAGUACAUAAAAGUACCUGAUUACAAGGUUUCUUCUCGAUCACCAAAGGAUGGUUCCUAUAGUAAAAGAUUACCAAAAUCGAGUGCAAUCAAAGUAAUUGAUUUUGGUAGCACAACUUACGAUCAUCAAGAUCAUACAUAUAUUGUCUCUACUAGACAUUAUCGGGCCCCUGAGGUUAUCUUGGGGCUUGGAUGGAGCUACCCAUGUGAUAUUUGGAGUGUUGGUUGUAUCUUGGUGGAACUUUGUUCGGGUGAAGCAUUGUUUCAGACGCAUGAGAACUUGGAGCACCUGGGUAUGAUGGAGAGGGUGUUGGGUCCCCUCCCUCAACAUAUUCUAAAGAGAGCAGAUCGACAUGCGGAGAAAUACAUAAGAAGAGGUCGGCUCAAUUGGCCACAAGGUGCUACAUCCAGGGAAAGCAUUAAAGCUGUUCUAAAACUGCCCCGCCUACAGAACCUGGUGAUGCAGCAUGUGGAUCAUUCAGCAGGGGAACUUAUUCAUCUGUUGCAAGGACUUCUUAAGUAUGAUCCUUCUGAUAGAUUGACAGCUCAUGAAGCACUUGGGCAUCCAUUUUUUUCAAGAUACCAUGGGAGGUCAUAGAAUCAAAAGUAUCAUUCACUGUGACAAGCGCCAUCAAUUACAUGUUCACCAACUGUAUUAAAUCAUGUAUCGGCCCCUGCAGGUGUUCCAAUUAUAUCCUAACCCAAUGUGUUAGAAGUAUAAAAAUUUACCUCUUCGCCGCACACUUACCUGCAAUCUCUGUUCAUUUGCAGAGUGGUUACAAUACGUGUACAGUGUAAAUUGGAGAAUUUUAUUCAAGUAUUUAAACCUGUCUACAAAAUAGAUAAGCAAUUUUCUGCUUUUGUAAUGGUC
Dioscorea cayenensis subsp. rotundata (Guinea yam) is the source of this 1649-nucleotide messenger RNA. RefSeq names its product serine/threonine-protein kinase AFC2. The coding region runs from base 78 to 1376 and encodes 432 amino acids. Gene Ontology annotation, molecular function: protein kinase activity; ATP binding. The transcript has 12 exons. Gene Ontology annotation, biological process: protein phosphorylation. The record is from RefSeq and is a predicted model, not a curated record. Gene Ontology annotation, cellular component: nucleus. NCBI's taxonomy places the organism in Eukaryota, Viridiplantae, Streptophyta, Magnoliopsida, Dioscoreales, Dioscoreaceae.